UCACACGUUCACAUACCAUCCAAUAUCUCGCUCCAACUCGUACGUUUCAAUCGAUGUGAUAGUUGGGAAAAAGUUUAGGGUUGGGCGUUUUUUAUUUGUCCCCACAGCUUUCUCAUUCUGCCGUCACCGAAAACUUAGCAGUGGUAAGAUUUUUAGAAUAGUGUAUUGGUAUCAUAUAGAAUCAAGAUAAUGCUUGAAAUGUGUAGUAAAAAAGUAGUACAGUAAAAUAAAUUUUAAUUAAUUGUUUACAAAAAAAAAUAUAGAAAAACGGAGGGUUGGGAGCACACAAAUAUGGGGCAUAACGUGCUUGGACCCAAAGUUAUAUAUUCGGGUAUAAGUAUUUCGAUGACUUAGGUGAGACCUCGCCUGCUGCUCAGUGUAAAUAAUAUUAGCUUAAUUAUCCACUCCACGCAUUUACUAGCGAUUGGAUCCGGACAAUAAGCAGUAUGGAAAAAGAAAAUUAACAUAUUUAUUUAUUCGGAAAAUUACGAAGCUCGUAUCGCCAUGUUUGUAUAUCAAUCUCUUAUACACCAACAUAAGACCAAAUACGAUAUGUUUGGUAUAAAGUGGCUUCAGACAUAAUCCAUAGUAACAAAACAGUUGUUGCGUCACAAUUACACAAAUGCUCCUAAUAAAUCGAAUUAAAACAUUGAAAAACAUUUUGUAACGGACUUGGCACGAAUACACUGUAUGCUACCAAGUCUUGGGUUUUCGAUGGUUUAAACAAGAAAUAUCAAAAUGGGUUGUUGUGAAAGCAAAGAGACUCCAAUACAAAGGAUAUCUCAAAAUGGCAAACCUGCAGUUCCCAUAAGAGCAAAGCGACCAAAAGAUCUUCUAUUUUUGAUUCUCUAUAUAGCAAUGCUUGGUGGUAUGGGUUAUAUUGCAUUUAUUUGUAUCAAGAAUGGCGAUCCGUCACGAUAUCUACACGGGGUCGAUUCCUGGGGCAAUAUUUGUGGAAAGAAGAACAACGAAAUAAUCCCAGGCGUCAACACCUCAGGAUUGGAUCGCUCGAAUUAUACUUACGAGUUAAGAAUGAGCUUCACAGACAUGCGACUUGCUUUGGACCCAAGCAGUUUGUUGAAAACUGGCAGUGGAGCUGCUGUGCUAUGUGUGAAAGAAUGUCCGGCUAAAUUGAUUCAAUGUAAACAACUGCUAAGCGACAACACAUACAACUUAAGCAUGAACGUAAUAAAUGAACGGAUAUGCACCAUGCCAUACGGCUGGAUACCAGCGCACACACAUAUUUUUAAUCGAUGUGUGCCACUACAACUGCUACAGGUUGGCAAUGUGAUCGCCUCCAGAGCUAUACAAGCUACUGGUGCUUCUGACUUACUCAUUUCUCCCAAUAACCAGACAAACGGGACAUCAUCGGCUCAACAAAACUCAGCUGUUUCAGUAAUCGCCCAUCAAAUGGUAACAUCCGUUGUUAACAAUUGGACAAACAUUGUGUAUAUGGUGCUUAUAUCUCUCGGCAUUUCCUUACUGAUGAUUGUGCUUCUUCAAAUUUUUAACCGUGUUAUAGUGGUCUUAAUAGUAAUACUUGCGGGUAUUGGUAGUGUGGCUGCAACGUCUUACUUGUGGUAUUGCUACGCUGUAUCUACUGGGUUUAUAAAUUCAACCGACGUUGAAAACACCGUGAAUGCUGUAAGUUCUAUCACCGGCAACUUAUCUGUGCUUGAUGUUGGCAACUUGUUGAAUCCUCUUUCUGUCGAUCCUUCGGUUAGAGAUUUUCAAUAUUUGCUUCCUCUCUGCAUUGCUGUGACGGUGGCGACUUUGAUUAUCCUUAUCCUUCUGGUGUGGGUGCGUAAAAGUCUCUGUCUUGUAGUAAAGCUUUUUGACGAAGCGAGUCUUGCGGUGUUUAAUAUGCCUGGUGUCCUUCUGCAACCUUUCAUUACAUUGACUUCUAUACUUGUGGUUUUAACUUACUUCUUGAUUGUUAGCGCUUACAUUUUUAGCAUUGAAGUUCCAAAAGUAGAUAUUAGCGGUAUGGUUAGCUUUGUGCAAAACCCGGACCUCUCAACAACUGCAUUAAUAGCUCCGCAUAUAUUUGGUUGCUUAUGGAUGAUGGAGUUUGUGUCAGGUUGCCAACAAGUUAUUAUUGCAGAAGCUGUUUCAAGCUGGUUUUUUAACCAGAGACAGAAAACUUGCAAAUACGACAUGUGCCCAACCCUUCGACCAACACUCCAUUUGAUUCUGUUUAACCUCGGAUCUGUUGCUCUUGGUUCUCUUGUUAUCGCAAUAGUUCAAUUUUUCCGCGUUAUCUUAGCUUAUAUACAGCGUCAGUUAAGAGGCAAAGAAAGCAAAACUGUUCGCUUUGUUUUAAAGUGCAUGGCGUGUUGCUUGGCCUGCUUUGAAAAGGUACUAAAGUACAUUAGUCGUAAUGCUUACAUUUGCGUUGCAAUGUAUGGUGAUAGUUUCUGCACAGGUGCCAAACACGCAGUGUCGCUGCUAAUCAAGAACGCACAAAAUGUGCUUGCCCUCAACUGCGUCAGUGGAUUCUGCCUUUUUCUCGGUAAAGUUUCUGUUGUUGUUUUAACUGCUUUCGUCGGAGUCGCUUGGUUCACAGCUAAGUUAGGAACUCGUGCAUCUGCAGUGGACUAUGGUGCACCUCUUACAAUAUCUUGCUUUUGCUCUUUUGUUAUUGCGUCUGCGUUUUUUAACGUUUAUUCAAUGGCGAUAGAUACCAUAUUCCUCUGCUUUUGUGACGAUCAGGAACGUAACAAUGGGUCCGAUCGACCCUACUUCAGCAGCGUCGCGCUUCAGAAAUACAUGACAAGACCCCCUGGUGGAAAAACAAAGAAAAACAAGAAGACACCAGCCAAGUCCGCAAGAACCCGCAGUAUACACCCAGCUAAAUAACAUGAUGUUAUGCGCUAUGCCAUAAUAAUAAAUGUUUACUCCAAAACUUUAGUGAUUAUUGGGCAAGAUUAGUCUGGUAGAAACUGUUACAGGUUGGUGGUUAGGGAGCGGCUAUAAGAGUAAAGAUGGGGUUAGAGGGUAGUUUUAAUAUGGUUCGUAUGUCCGUUUAGACUAGAGACUCUUAAGGAGUCGACAACGUACUGUCCAGCACCAAUUAAUAAUAAGGUUCGAGACUUGAUGCUGCCGGUUCUGCAGGCGUUUGUGCUCUUGGGCAACACACAACGGUAAUUGAUAAGCCAGUGGCCAUUGACGGGCUGUCCACUAUCAGCCUUGAAGACAAAAUAAACAACCUCAACAAAUAACCCGCGUAAAUGUGGUAACUCGGGUGCAUGAAAAUUAGACACCCGUGUUAUAACAAUUGAACAUCACGGCCACGCAAGGAUAAGCAGUCUCUACUAACUUUAGGA
Messenger RNA from Ciona intestinalis (vase tunicate), 3326 nucleotides. RefSeq names its product choline transporter-like protein 2. Gene Ontology annotation, molecular function: transmembrane transporter activity. Gene Ontology annotation, cellular component: membrane. Gene Ontology annotation, biological process: transmembrane transport. The record is from RefSeq and is a predicted model, not a curated record. Lineage: Eukaryota; Metazoa; Chordata; Ascidiacea; Phlebobranchia; Cionidae.